Cercocebus atys (sooty mangabey) is the source of this 793-nucleotide messenger RNA. RefSeq names its product ankyrin repeat domain-containing protein 36B-like. The transcript has 2 exons. Gene Ontology annotation, molecular function: protein binding. The coding region runs from base 115 to 369 and encodes 84 amino acids. NCBI's taxonomy places the organism in Eukaryota, Metazoa, Chordata, Mammalia, Primates, Cercopithecidae. The record is from RefSeq and is a predicted model, not a curated record.
UUUGAAGACAGAGAAAUAACACGCUAAUUAAUGCUUACAGUUACCUGUUUUUAAAAGUCCUGUCACUCUCGCAGGACUCCCCUACAUUUGGCCUGUGCCACUGGCCAACCGGACAUGGUAUCUCUCCUGGUGUCCGCAAGAUGUGAGCUUAACGUCUACGACCGUGAAUACAGGACACCUCUGAUCAAGGCUGUACAACUGAGGCAGGAGGUUUGUGCAACUAUUCUGCUGAAAAAUGGUGCCGAUCCAAAUAUUAUGGAUUUCUUUGGAAAGACUGCUCUACACUAUGCUGUGUAUAAUGAAGAUACAUCCAUGAUAGAAACACUUCUUUGUUAUGGUGCAGAUAUUGAAGAACGCGGCAAGGUAUAGAUCAACCAACGUUAUUUUCAAACUAUCUGAAAUACAUUUAUUUUAACGUUGACACAUGUUAGAGUCAAUUUUUCAUAUUUGGAAGAUCAAACAUUCCUUGAAUGAAAAUAUUUUGAAAUGCUUUAACUGUCUAAGAUUUUACUUUAAAUACUGGAACUUUUAAAGAAGCAUUAUAGAGUACAACUUUUCUUCAUGUGCUUAUGGUAAAUAAUUAUAAAAACAAAUGAAUUACAAUAAAUUUAUAAUUCAUGACAACUGAAUUUGGGAAAGGGAAUGGUUAAGUGGUUUUCCACUAAAUUACUUUUUUUCUAAUCAGUGUGAAGUGACACAGGAAAGUAAAAUUUGCCCUUAUUAAUAGGCUUUAUUUUAAAUUUCAAAGAAAAUUAAAGCAUUUCACAAUAAAUGUCCUUCUUGCUGCUGUUGA